Molecule: messenger RNA, 2493 nt
Organism: Emericellopsis cladophorae
Lineage: Eukaryota; Fungi; Ascomycota; Sordariomycetes; Hypocreales; Bionectriaceae
Exons: 4
Coding region: 1-2493 (830 amino acids)
Source: RefSeq, a predicted model, not a curated record
AUGGCCCCUCCACCCCCGCCAAAGUCAGAGAACCGCCUGAAGUGGAAGCCCCAGCGCCAGAGGGCUCCAUAUCAUCACUCUCGUACUAAGAGCCAAGCAUCGUCCCCUUCGCCCACGGAGAGACGAGCCAGACAGUUUGAGGUCUUCCAUGACGAUGAGGGGCCAGCGAGGACGCAACAGCCAUCGCCAACGAGACGUCGCUCCAGGAGCAUUGCAGCUGGUACCCUCGGGGCCCAGGCCCAGGCACACAAUGCAGCUAAGCGACAGUGGCGACUUGCGGUACGGAACGGCGAGGAAGAGGAAGAGGACCAGGACGCAGACGCAAGACGAGGCAGAUCCUCCACAGCGACACCCAAAUCGGCACUGAAGCCAUCUUCGCGGCACCUCAACCAGUCGCUGCCCGUCACCCCAUCGUCGCGCCCUUUCAAGACUGUUCCACUCACCAACCCGCCAAGUGGGAACAAGGAGAACUUUGGUGUAGUGCUCCCUACAUGCACCGCGCCUGGCCCUGGCCCUGGCCCUGGCGACGACAACGCAGAGGCUGCCCGCUUGGCUGACGAGGUGGCCCGGCUCGAGGCUGAGACGGACCGCAUCCUCGCGGAGCAGAAGAAGAGGGAUCUUGCCAGGCUUCAGGCCCAACUUGCCUUGAUCCCCACUCCUCCGCACAAACCCAAGCCAAAGCACCUCAUCCUCGACAAACUCCCCUUUCUCCUGCCAAAGAGCGCGAGGUCCAAUGGGACUAGUCAGCCAACUACACCACAGAGUGCGCCGGCAAAGACGCUGGCUUUCGUCUGGAACCCUACACCAAUAGGCUCCCGAGACCAGACGACCUCACCGCAGAGCAUGUACUCGAUUGAACAAGGUGGCGGGGGCAUUGUGCCCCAGACGGAUGCGCCUGCGUCGGCGAUCAAUGGUGGUGAGAGGCGGGUGACGGUGCGAUACUUGACUUCGACGAUCAAUCUGCCCGUGAACACGGACACAACGCCUGUCGAUGUCGCCUACUCGACGGCCAAUUUCGUCACCCACAACCUCACCCCAACAGCCUGCGUCAUCAUCGAGUGCUAUGAGGUCCUCGGGUUCGAGCGCCGCUUGCGCCAGUACGAGCGCAUCCGCGACGUCAUGAACUCGUGGGAUAGGGAUCAGCAGAAUACGCUGCUCGUGACGACUGUCGACGAGACGGCCCGGUCAGAUGCCGACCUCAAGCUCGCCACUGUGCCACGGAUAAGUGACCCCCCGACAGGCUUCACCUUUCGACUGUAUCACUCGGCCCGCCCCGGCCGGUGGAACAAGCGAUGGGUGACCCUCAUGGACAGCGGCCAAAUCUACGCCUCCAAGAAACCAGACGCGAAGCCCACGGACAAGGACAGCGCGGCACUCUGCCACCUCUCUGACUUUGACAUCUACACGCCCCGCGAGACGCAAAUGAGGCGCCACCUCAGACCACCAAAGAAGUUCUGCUACGCCAUCAAGAGUCAGCAAAAGACACACCUAUUCCCCAAUGGCGAGAACUUUGUGCACUUCUUCUCCGCGGACGACGAGCAGCUCGCGCAUCGCUUCUACGAGCUCAUCCACGGCUGGCGCAGCUGGUACCUCGUGAACAAGAAGAUUGACUUUGAGGUCAAAGAACAGCCAAGCUCGCCACCAGUCCGGCGCAGCGGCAUCACCAGGACCAAGUCGGGUAGCGUGUCGAAAGCAGCACCUUCGCACAAGACAGCCAUGGGAGGCGAGCCUGCCUACACGAUAGGGGAAUUCAAGCCACUGCUCGACAUGUCUGAAUUCGACAAGCCUUUGGAGCAAUUUGGCAAACGUCAGUCAGAACUGGUGAAAUCGCCUCAGAAACCAACACCGCCGCAGAGCGCCACAAGCAACAAGGCGCACAGUCAGCUACCGUCAAACACUGGUCUCGUCAGUCCUCAAGCUGAGGAUGAGUUCUCCUCUGGAGGCCUCUUGGGCGAAUCGUACGAUAAGCGCAAGGCGCGGGAGGCUGUCGUCACAGAACCUCAGAAGACGGACAGUCCUUUUAUCGAGGGCACACUCCUCAACAGACCCGCGACAGCAUCUGCCACGGCCGUCCAGAAGCCCGAUCAGGGUUCCUGGUUCCCUUCGGCGCAAGAGCACUCGGCCCGCAACCGUCCCCAUCCGAAGCCUUCCCAUUCCCAAUCUGCCCACAAGGGGUCCCAGCCAGCGCCACGACAUCGGACGCGCCGUCAAGCCUCCGGCCGGCAGUCCGCUGAUCGAAUUCGCCACGGGUGGCGUGACGAACAGUCAAGCCAUGCCUGCGCGCAGCGAGACAAAGGGACCUCCACCCCAUGGACACGGCCUGCCGCCCAGCAGAUCCCGGAGUCGGUCGACUGCGUCGAGCCGGGCCGAUGGGCCUCGCAUGCCGCCGAGCAGUCGUCCUCCUCUUCCGCCGGUGCCACUUCAUUUGGCAAGGCGACCCGACGAGCGAGACCGUGCAGGGUCUUCUUCUACCACUUCUUCUUCUUCGCAUAG